Manis javanica (Malayan pangolin) is the source of this 885-nucleotide messenger RNA. It is a transcript of the gene TMEM139, whose product is annotated as transmembrane protein 139. NCBI's taxonomy places the organism in Eukaryota, Metazoa, Chordata, Mammalia, Pholidota, Manidae. The record is from RefSeq and is a predicted model, not a curated record.
CUCGCAUCUCCCACAACCUACUUUCAGCAGAAUCGGGUCAAGACAGGAGCCUGGGGAGGGGCCAUGGUGCCAAGCCAGUUGUGGGGGAAACUGGAGAAGCCGCUUCUCUUCCUGUGCUGCGCCUCCUUCCUCCUGGGGCUGGCUUUACUGGGCAUACGGCCGGACGUCGCCCCUGUUGCUUAUUUCUUUCUCACCUUGGGUGGUUUCUUCUUGUUUGCCUGCCUCCUGGCCUGUUUCCUGGAAUGGGGGUUCCGGCCUGAGAGCCCAGGGGCCUCAGGCAAUGCACGGGACAAUGAAGCCUUUGAGGUGCCAACCUAUGACGAGGCUGUGGUGUCGGAAUCACAAGGCCACCCCCAAGAGCUGGAUCAACCACCCCCUUACAGCAGCAUUGUAACCCCUGCAGGACUUGAGGAGGGACAGGCUAGCCAUCCAGAGGGGCCCAGGAGAGCCACACUGGAAAGGCGAGUGGGCUCAGAGGGGUCUAUGACUCCAGGAAACCCUGAAAGAGCUCCAAUCAGCCUUCGGCUUCGGGGACCACGGGUCGUGUCCACUGUGCCUGAUCUGCAGAACAUGGCGGUGCUCCCCAAAUUGGAACCUCUUACUCCUCCUCCUGCAUAUGAUGUCAGCUUUGGUCACCCUGAAGAUGAUAAUGUUUUCUAUGAAAACAACUGGACACCCCCCUAAAUGACUUUAUCACUAUAUAACAUCUCUGCACCAGACCCACUCAUUUAUUUGAUCAACGUUUCUCAGUGCCUGCUUCAUGUCAGGAACCAUAUUUCUGCCUGGACGUCACAAAUGGGGACUUUAACCCAGAGGAGUCAGGCUAUGGUAAGCCCCUCCCAGUUGAGGUGUUGGUGGCAACAUUCAGUGACCUACCCCAUAUCC